Molecule: messenger RNA, 5850 nt
Organism: Pseudomassariella vexata
Lineage: Eukaryota; Fungi; Ascomycota; Sordariomycetes; Amphisphaeriales; Pseudomassariaceae
Product: nuclear protein 96-domain-containing protein
Exons: 6
Coding region: 1-5850 (1949 amino acids)
Biological process (GO): protein import into nucleus; RNA export from nucleus; post-transcriptional tethering of RNA polymerase II gene DNA at nuclear periphery
Cellular component (GO): nuclear pore cytoplasmic filaments; nuclear pore
Molecular function (GO): structural constituent of nuclear pore
Source: RefSeq, a predicted model, not a curated record
AUGUCAUUUGGCGGCGGCUUCGGCUUCGGCCAGAACAAUAAUACCAGCAACAACACUAACCCUUCGGGUGGAUUUGGCGGCUUUGGCAACACCACCAACUCCAAUACUAAUUCAGGCUUUGGCGGGAACACCACUGGUGCCUUUGGCAGCACGACAAACACGGGCGGAGGUCUCUUCGGCGGUGGUGGCACGUCCUCAGGUUUCGGCAGCAACACGACAGGCGGCGCCUUCGGGACAAAUACGAGCACUCCUAGCACCUUCGGAGCAACGAAGCCUGCAUUUGGCGGCACUUCUACGGGCGGCGGCGGUUUAUUUGGCGGCGCCUCCACCACAACUGCUGCUUCAGGGACUGGCUUCGGUGGAUUCGGCGCGAAUACUACCGCAGCCUCGACAUCGACUCCAUUUGGAGGAGGCGGUGGGUCUUCCCUAUUCGGAGGCGGUGCGAGCAAACCCGCUUUUGGCGCGGGCACCACAACCGGAACUACAGGUGGAGGUCUCUUCGGCGGCGGAACAUCUACAGGUACUGGCUUCGGAGGUGGCGCAUUCAAUGCCCCCGCGAGCACGGCGUUAGGAGGGCCUGUGGGUGAUCCCCCCGGUACAGCCACCACAGCUUUCCAGGCCUUUGUAGAGAAGGAAUCGGCAGCUAGUAGCGCCCAGAAUUCAUUCCAGAAUAUUCUGUUCCAAGAACCCUACAAGAAGUGGUCUGCUGAAGAGCUGAGACUUGCCGAUUAUAACCAGGGCCGCCGUUACGGCACUGGCGCAGGUACCGGAUUUGGGGGAGGAUUUGGAGGAGGAAGCUUUACCCAGACUAACAACCAGAGUAGUGCAUUUGGGUCCGGCACCAGCUCAGGUGGGGGUCUUUUUGGGGCCGCCAGCAACACCAAUGCUGCACCAAGCGCUUUCGGAACAAACACCAACACUUCGAGUGGUUUCGGCUCCGGUAGUGGUGGAUUAUUCGGGAACAAACCAGCAACUGGAGGGGGGCUGUUUGGCGGCUCCAGCACAGCCCAACCAGCACAAUCUGGAACUGGACUUUUCGGCGGCAGUGGAACAACCACAGCCUUCGGCAGCAACACUGGAACUGCUCAGAAUGCCUUUGGCUCUACAAAUACCAGCGGCGGCGGAGGCUUGUUCGGGAACAACAACACUCAGGCCAAGAGUGGAACGGGAUUCAGUUUCGGACCCUCAACGACCAAUACAAACCCCGGUGGUUUUGGAGCUGCCGCUACUAGCACCCCUAGUGCUUUCGGAACCACUAAUACUGGAGGUGGUCUCUUUGGUAACAAUAACAACGCGGCUGGUCAGACCACAGGUGGUGGUCUUUUCGGCAACACGACGCAACAAAAUACAGGCAGUGCCUUCGGAGGAGGCGGCGGCUUUGGCACGCAGGUUCAGCAAUCAUCCGGAGGUGGCCUCUUUGGCAAUGCCCAGCAGAAACCCGCGGGUGGUCUGUUUGGCAACGCGUCGUCUACUCCUGGUGCCGGUGGUGGUGGCCUCUUUGGUGGCCAGGCGAACAACACGCAACCCUCCGCUUUUGGCCAGACAAGCAACAACCAGACGUCCGGUGGUCUUUUCGGCAAUAAGCCAGCGGCUACGAGUGGCGGCCUGUUUGGGAACGCCGGACAGAAUCAGACUGCCAAUACUGGAGGAGGCUUAUUUGGCAACCUCGGCCAAAAUCAACAAACGCAGCAGCAGCAACAACCCCAAGCUGCUAGCGGCGGUCUCUUUGGGUCUCUAGGCCAAACACAGCAGAAGCCUGCAGGUGGUAUGUUCGGCACGAACCCCCAGUCGACCGGCGGUGGUCUUUUUGGGAGCACGAACAAUCAACAGAGCUCGUUGUUUGGCGGCUCGACCCAGCAGCAGCAGCAGCAGCCAAGCACCAGCUCUCUUUUUGGCAACUCUCUCGGCAACCAAGGUGGACCUCAAGUCAACUCCUUGACCGCGAGUGUUAAUGACCCCUCAGCCUACGGCACAUCGUCACUCUUCGGCAAUCUCCCCAACCAGAGCAAUGAUCCCGGUCCUCUUGCGACGCCCUUGUCUAGCAAAAAGCAAACCCGGAAGCCCUCUAUCCUACCCCUGUACAAGCUCAACCCAGCUUCCGCCUCCCGCUUUUCCACUCCUCAAAAGCGAGGCUUUGGCUUCUCGUAUAGCACGUACGGAACGCCUAACAGUCCGUCCAGCGUGUCUAGCACACCUGGUGGUUUCUCAAACAGCGGCCUACUGACUCAUGGAAGUUUGUCACGAAGUCUUGGCAAGAGCAUGUCUAGCAGCAACCUUCGGCGCAGCUUGAACGUUGAGGACAGCCUUCUGGCCCCUGGUGCUUUCUCUGCCAGCUCCGGGUCGAAAUUCUUUGGCGGAAACAACGUCAAGAAGCUCGUCAUCAACAAGGACCUGCGAAGCGAUCUUUUCUCCACUCCCACCAAGGAAAAGCCUUUGCAAGAGACUCCAAAUGGCUCACGUAAGCUUAACAAACGUGUCAGCUUCGAUACGAGUAACGUUGAUGCAGUUGAGAAUGGCGAUGCGCAGAACGACUCGGCCAACACGACCCCCUCUGGAGACCUGGGCUAUAUUCGGCCUUCACGCACUAAUGGUAUGAAUGGAUCCAAAUCUAGGCUUUCGGCGUCCAGCCAAGAGAUGGAACAAGUCAAGGGUAAGGAGCUGGCCAUCGUUCAUGAGGAGGAAGUCUCAGCUCCGGUGGUGCCGAGCACGGCGACUGGCAACGGCGAGAGAGAGCUCGGAGAGUACUGGAUGAGCCCUACCAAAGACGAAAUCCAGAGCAUGAACAGGGUUCAGCGCCAGAAGGUGUCGGGCUUCACUGUUGGUCGUGGCAAUGCCGGCAAGGUCGAGUUCAGAGUUCCCGUAGACCUUACCAGCAUCGACCUGGACAAUUUGUAUGACAACAUUGUCCUCCUCGAGCUUCGAUCUUGCACGGUCUACCCGAACUCUGCAAAGAAACCGCCAGUCGGGAAAGGACUCAACGUUCCAUCUUUGAUCAGCUUAGACAACUCUUGGCCCCGCGCUUCCAAGGCUAAGAAAUCAGCACCUUCCCUUGCUAAGCACAUCGAGCGCCUCAGGCGUAUCGAAGGCACUGAAUUCGUGAACUACGACCCAAAUACUGGUGUAUGGACAUUCCAGGUGGAGCAUUUCACCCGAUAUGGACUCGAUUACGAUGAAGACGACGAGACCGAAGCGCCUUUUGCUCCCAAAGACGACUCGUCCGCUGCAUCUCCAGUGGCGGAUGGUGCUUCUGAUGAAAAUGACAGCUUCGAUUUUCGACACAAGCGUCGGUCACUCCCCGGUGCUUUUGACACCAAUGUCGCGUACGAUGAUGAAGACGAGGAGGAGAUGGCUGAGGUUAACGGCCCCCGACCGUAUUUUUUAGCCAGUCGCUCCGCGGGUUCUAAAUCCAAGGCUCUUGUUCCCGUUGAACAAGAUGAUAUGGAUGAAGAAUAUGAGCUGUCUGAGGAACAAGAUGCGAGUGCUUCCCUCAGACACCAUCUCGCCGCGGAGCAUGAUGACUCGUUCAAUGCCAGCCAAAUGGAUUUCGUUCAGGAGACCCCUGGUGGCAUCAUGAGAGCUAGGAUGCGUGCUAUCAAGGAGUCGGCCACCCCAGUGAAGGUGCAAAUUGCUACCGGUGACGACUGGAUGGACAUGUUGCAGAAAACCAUCAGCCCCCAGAAACGGGAUCGAGCCCUACUGAAGAGCCUCCAUGAGGCCGACACGUACGGCACUAUGAAGGACAGCGUGCGCGAGAAGUCGCCCACUAAGAAACGAAUUGUCGCGGACGGUCGUGGUUUUGCAACAAGCAUUGAUUUGAUGAAGUCGAUUUUUGACGAGGCCAAGGCUCCAGCUGAGAGUCCGACUUCUGUCCGAUCAAAGAGUGUGAAGUUCCCGUACAAGCGAAUGACAAAGAAUCUUGACGAGAGCGAAAUGGAUCCCCAAGACCGCGCGUGGCACAAUGCUCUUCGUCCUACAUGGGGUCCGAAUGGCACCCUCGUUUUCUCAGCUACACCCACCGAAAUCCCUUUUGGCAGGUCAGGGCAGAUUACUGAGAAGAAUGGUUUGAUGACAGUCAUGAAGGGCGGUAUUGUCUCCGAGUCUCAGGAUAUUCGGUUUGCAAAGUUCUCAAAUGAGAUGUCCGCGAGAGCUCUCGGUCAGCAGAUGAAGCUUAGUCAAGUCUACAUUGACAAUGGUGUACCCACGGUUAUGGGCCCACGGGUCAGUCUGAAAGAAUUCUCUGCAGAAGCCGGUAGUAAGAAUCCUGCCGGAGAACACGAGAAACUUGUAUGGGAGCUUGCAAGCGUCCUUUUCGACAGCAUCAAGAUCCCUGUGGAGCUCCAGAAUGACCCGGAAGCUGUGGAGAAGAUGCGGCGAGAGAGCCUAUCCCGUUUCUGGGAACAUAUGGUUGAGGAUGAGACAAACAAGGGAGUUGCUAUGGCAGGUUCAAGCGAGGAAAAGGCACUUUCCUCUUUGGCUGGUCACAGAGUCGCUGAAGCAUGCAAGCACCUUUUGGAUGGCAAGAACUUCCGCCUAGCAACUCUAAUUUCUCUCCUCGGCACUAGCGACCAGGUGAAGAAGGAUACGAGAGAGCAAAUGAAAGAGUGGCAAGAGGCCAAUGUGCUCGCAGAGUUCUCAGAGCCUGUGAGGGCACUAUACGAGAUGCUAAGCGGCAACGUUUGUGUGUGCGAAGGUAUGAAGGGGUCUAGCGAAAACCGCAUAGAGUCGUUUGUCAUAUCUCAGACGUUUGGGCUCAACUGGAAGCAAGCAUUCGGUUUGCGUCUAUGGUAUGCAAUCUCAACCGAGGAUAGCAUUUCGGAUGCCGUACAAAGCUUCAGGGAUGACGUUGAGCAAGACAAGGAAAUGCCACCUACAACUUGGUUCCUUGAGAAUGGCAUCAAGGGAAUUUGGAAUGAUCCCGAUGAGGAUCUGCGUGAGGACCUGCUUUGGGGCCUGCUCCAGCUAUACGCCAAACCUCACGCUGACCUCGAAGCCGUUCUGCGACCUGAAAACUCCCAACUCUCUCCGCUCGAUUACCGGCUCAGUUGGCAGCUUGGCAAGGCUCUGACCGCCACAGGCAAGGUAUCAUUUGGAAAGAACGCCGACGAGAAGGCAGAUGCAGCUACGGUUUCGUUCGCUGCACAGUUGACCAACGAGGGCAGCUGGCAAGAAGCUGUUUUUGUUCUGCUUCACCUCAAUGACCCCGUUGCACGGUCAAAAGCCAUUCAGGACCACCUUUGUCGUCACGCCGGUCUCAUUGGCCAUGAGCCUGCCGACUUCAAGACACUCACGGAGCAGUUCAAAAUCCCCUCGCAGUGGAUUUGGCACGCCAAGGCCCUCUACAUGCGCAGUGUCAAGGUGGACGCCGCCAUGGAGGUGCAGUGUCUUCUCCGAGCCGACUCCUAUGCUGAGGCCCACCGCACAUUUAUCAAAGAUGUUGCACCCUUGGCUAUCAUCGAGCGAAACUUCGACCGUCUUGCCAACCUGCUAAGACAAUUUGACGGCCAUCAGUCUCAGGUCCCGGACUGGAAUCUUGGCGGCGAGGUGUACAAGGCAUUCCUCCAACUCAUGGGCCACCAGCGACGUCAUGAGCGCCCGCCCCAAGCGCUGGUAAGUGGGUUGCUCGAAGGCUUACCUGCUAUGCACGGCAACACCCCCGAGGCUGGCAUUACAGAGUAUGCGGCGCUGACAGACAUGGCGGCCGUUGUUGCGAAGGUGGUUGGGGAUAUGGCGAAAAGGGGAGAGAUGGACCACCAGCGUAUCCUCAAUCUGCCCCUCACAGAGGAUGUUCUCCUCAAGCACACGCGUGACUUGGCAUGGACGCACUACACCGCUGUGAUGGCCGGUCACUGA